AAUUCUAAUGAAGAUGAUGGGGCUACUACAGACAGCAGUCUAUCGAUUCGUUACGUAUCUUUCAUGCUUGUUAUAUUUGUUUUAUUUUGUGCCAUUCUUAUUGUUCUGGGCAUUGCCUUUGUUAGGUUGGAUUUAUGUGACAGUUGCAAACUUUAUGGGCUUUUUCUAUAUUGCCAAGGUUGUAGAAUAUCAUGCAAGUGAGAAUUUCAUGAGUUGGACCAGUAUACUACCAACUUUAACUUUUUCUUCGGCUCUUUACUAUAUUGGAAAAGCUGAUGAUGCCGGUCUUGCGGUUUCCUUAUCUGGUGCCACUGGCAUUUGUAAAGCUCCUAUGCCUUGUUGUAGAGUCAUGAUAUUUUUGGCAGUAGAAUGGGCCAUCUUUUUACUGCUUGGUAUAUACAUUGACGUUGCAGUUACUUCUCAAGGUUACCAGAAGUAUGCAUUGAUCUUCCUAGACUGCCCUAUGUAUAUGAGAACGAUCAAAAGAUACUUUUGGUGCAAGUUGGAGAUUUUAAAACAUUUGUGCUUUUCUCGAUCAUGCGAUAUUAGAAUGGAGACCGGCAUGGACUUCAGUUUAUACACUUUAGAUAUGGAACUACAGGUACUUUCAUGCUCGCUUUCAGAUCUAGGACUUAUACAACUAGAAGAGUCUAGUUAUUCUCUUCCAUUGAAAUCGAUCAGUGAAACAGUUUUAGAAUAGGAGCAGCAGAGUGGAAUGCCACUAGUAGCAGAACAAUAGAGACCUCUUUUCCCUUUAGAUAUUUUGGACGAGGAGCGACUAUAUUAUCUCGGGUUUUAAAUAGGGAGCCUGGUAUCUAUUUGAAACAGCUGAGGAAAUAAUAUCACAGGAGAGAUCUUUUUUCCAUUCAAAGGAAACAUCUCGCUCUUGACGGCCUUACAGUGGGAGUUCCCCUCGAUAGUUGUUUAGGUAUACUUGGAAAAAAUGGUGCUGGAAAAACUAUCACUAUUACUAUCUUUUCAGGUAUUUGAUAUGCUUUUUGUAGUUGGACUAAUCUUGUGUCACGAAGAAUUGCAAGGACUCUUUCCACUUAUUGGUGGACAAGCGUUCGUAGGAGGUUAUUCCGUAUAGAAAAUCAACAAAUUCACUCAAUGUGACGAUAUGUCUGCAGAAGAGCAUCUUCAAUUUUAUG
This is a messenger RNA of Galdieria sulphuraria, 1151 nucleotides long. RefSeq names its product ABC transporter, family A isoform 2. The record is from RefSeq and is a predicted model, not a curated record. Lineage: Eukaryota; Rhodophyta; Bangiophyceae; Galdieriales; Galdieriaceae. The coding region runs from base 8 to 700 and encodes 230 amino acids. The transcript is spliced from 4 exons.